AUGACACGACGCCUUAUCAAGGAAGAAAUCACGUAUUCCCUUGCCAAAGAACGAGAGGUGAACAUCCUUCAUCAACUGGGCUAUUUUGACAAACAAUGCCGUUUCUUUUCCUACCUGUAUGACAGACGCGAAUGGAUGAAGGCUGUGGUUGUUCAGCACCUAGGUUUGAGCUCAAUCGAUACGUGUCAUGUCCCAAAAAUAGAAGACUGGCUCCGUGGCAGCUUUAAUGUCUGCAUUCCUAUCACUGUCGUCGACUGGAAGACCCGGCAACAGCCUGGACGCCGAGUCAUACUCCGAUUUCCGCUUCCCUACCGCAUUGGCGAUGAGUUUAGACCCGGCAACGGGGACGAAAAGAUUCGAUGUGAAGCUGGUGCCUAUGCGUGGCUACAACAAAAUUGCCUAGAUGUUCCAAUUCCACAACUGUAUGGAUUAGCUUUGACAACGGGUGAAACGUAUACGCGGAUUGACAACCUCCCUUUUCUGAAUCGUUGCUUUCAAUUCUUACGUCGUCGGUUCCUACGACUCUUUCGCUUUCCGGUACCAUCAAACUAUAUAUGCUGCCAGACAGCGCCGCCUGCCGCCCAUGUCAGCAGUGCCGGAUACUUAUUGAUAGAGUGCAUCGAGCGAACCCAUGGAACGAUGCUGUCUAACACUUGGUCUGAAAAACGGCACGAUAUCGAGUUGCGGAGCAAUUUCUUUCGUGAUGUUUCUCGGAUUCUGUUGAGUCUCUGCAAAUCACCUCUGCCUCACAUCGGUUCAUUUGUCAUAGAUGGCGAGGGUUUCUUGAUUUUGGCCAAUCGCCCGCUCUCCAUGGAGCUCCAAGAACUGGAGAAUGAGGGAGUCCCGACUAACAUACCCCGCGACUAUACCUACUCGACAGUUGAGUCAUACGUGUCAGAUAUCUUGGGUGUUCAUGACAACCGCCUGCGACACCAACCAAAUGCUGUCAAUAAUACGCAAGAUUGCGUUUAUCAGAUGUCAGCACUGGCGGCGAUGCGGACAAUAAUUCCAUUGUUUUUCUAUUCCAACUUUCGCAGAGGUCCAUUUUAUUUCACGCUCACAGAUCUCCACCAAAGCAAUAUCUUCGUCGAUGACAAAUGGCGUAUCACUUGCUUGGUGGAUCUUGAAUGGGCCUGCUCCCGACCGAUUCAAAUGAUAGAACUACCCUACUGGCUGACUGAUAAAGCCAUCGAUGAAAUCGACGCCGAAGAAUAUGACACAAGUCGGAAGGAAUUGAUUUCUGCCAUGUGUGGUCAUGAGAUAGAUCAAUCCAGCAGUAUUGCCCCAAAGGACCCCGGUCGAAUGUCUUUGCAACUUUCGGAGGUCAUGGAACAAACAUGGGAAAGUGGGACGUUUUGGUAUUCUUUGGCUCUCUCUAGCCCGACAGGUUUAUUCCGACUGUUCUAUGAUCACAUACAACCUUUGUUAUCCAAGCAUCGUUCCGAUGAGAUCGGUGAAACCAUGCCGUUCUAUUGGGAAAAGGACGUAGGGAAAUUUGUGGUCACCAAGCUUUCUGAUAAAAUGAAAUAUGAUAGAGAGCUCCAACAAGCUUUCGCAGCAAGCAGCUCUGGGGGUGAAUAG
Penicillium cinerascens is the source of this 1581-nucleotide messenger RNA. RefSeq lists its product as uncharacterized. The transcript has 2 exons. Lineage: Eukaryota; Fungi; Ascomycota; Eurotiomycetes; Eurotiales; Aspergillaceae. The record is from RefSeq and is a predicted model, not a curated record. Bases 1 to 1581 code for a protein of 526 amino acids.